Rhododendron vialii is the source of this 2656-nucleotide messenger RNA. RefSeq names its product probable galacturonosyltransferase 13. NCBI's taxonomy places the organism in Eukaryota, Viridiplantae, Streptophyta, Magnoliopsida, Ericales, Ericaceae. The coding region runs from base 408 to 2012 and encodes 534 amino acids. The transcript is spliced from 6 exons. Gene Ontology annotation, molecular function: polygalacturonate 4-alpha-galacturonosyltransferase activity. The record is from RefSeq and is a predicted model, not a curated record.
CUGAUCCCACCAAUCAAAAGUUAUUCACCGACAGGAAAAGAAAACUACUCUCUCUCUCCCUCUCUCUUCUCUCUCUCUCCACACUUCCGAUCCAAGAGAGAAACAAUCAUCAUAACAGAAGGCUACACACUCCAAAUUCAUUGAUUCAUUCAUCACCUGCUUUGAAUUCAAACACACACACACAUACACACAAUACAUUUGUAUGUAUGUAUGUAUGAAUGUACAGAUAUCUAUAGAACCCUAAUUCGGUCCCAAUGCAUUGCCCCAAUUGGGCACAACCCGAGCCGUUGAUUUACCGUGAUUGCUCCGGCGGAUCUGAUGGUGAGGGGUUUCGCGAGAUUCUUGUCAGGGGAGAGAGAGCAAUGGCGGGGUUGUUGUUUUGAUUCUAGGGUUCCGAGGAGGAGAAAAUGCAGCUCCACAUCUCACCUAGCAUGAGAAGCAUAACCAUAUCGAGCAGCAGCAAUGGAUUCGUUGACUUGAUGAAGAUCAAGGUCGCAGCUCGCCACAUCUCGUACCGCACGCUGUUCCACACGAUCCUGAUCCUCGCCUUCCUCUUGCCGUUCGUGUUCAUCCUCACUGCUGUUGUUACCCUCGAAGGUGUCAACAAGUGCUCCUCAUUCGAUUGCUUAGGCAGGCGGUUGGGACCGAAGCUUCUUGGUAGGGGUGAUAAUUCUGGGCAAAGGUUGGUUAAAGAUUUUUACAAAGUCCUCAAUCAAGUAAGCACAGAGGAAAUCCCAGAUGGCCUAAAGCUGCCAGAGUCAUUCAGUCAACUCGUUUCUGAAAUGAGAAACAAGAAGUACAGCACAAAGGAAUUUGCUUUAAUUAUGAAGGGAAUGAUGGAGAGAUCUGAGAGGGAGAUCAGGGAGUCAAAAUUCGCAGAACUAAUGAACAAACACUUCGCUGCAAGCUCCAUUCCUAAAGGCAUCCACUGUCUCUCUCUGCGGUUGACUGAUGAGUAUUCAUCUAAUGCACAUGCACGCCGACAGUUGCCUUCACCAGAAUUACUCCCCAUGCUUUCUAACAACUCCUACUACCACUUUAUUGUGUCAACUGAUAACAUACUAGCAGCUUCAGUCGUGGUCACAUCUGCUGUCCAGUCAUUUCUUAAGCCGGAGAAAAUAGUUUUCCAUGUCAUCACUGACAAGAAAACAUAUGCGGGCAUGCACUCAUGGUUUGCUCUGAAUCCCGUCUCACCAGCUAUUGUUGAAGUAAAAGGAGUUCAUCAGUUUGAAUGGUUAACGAGAGAGAAUGUACCUGUGCUUGAAGCUGUAGAAAACCAUAAUAGCAUCAGGAACUACUACCAUGGGAAUCAUAUUGCUGGGGCCAACCUUAGUGAGAUUACUCCACGAAUAUUUGCUUCAAAACUGCAGGCUAGAAGCCCGAAGUAUAUUUCAUUGCUCAAUCAUCUCCGCAUCUAUUUACCAGAGCUAUUUCCAAACCUUGACAAGGUGGUGUUCUUAGAUGAUGAUAUUGUCGUUCAGCGUGAUCUCUCUCCACUAUGGGAAAUUGACCUUGGUGGAAAAGUUAAUGGAGCUGUAGAAACCUGCAAAGGUGAUGAUGAGUGGGUAAUGUCUAAGCGAUUCAGGAACUACUUCAAUUUUUCACAUCCCCUCAUAGCAAAGAAUUUGAAUCCUGAUGAAUGUGCAUGGGCAUAUGGGAUGAACAUCUUUGACUUGCGUGCAUGGAGAAGGACGAAUAUAAGAAGCACAUAUCACGCCUGGCUGAAGGAGAAUCUGAAGUCAAACUUGACAAUGUGGAAGCUGGGAACUCUACCACCUGCAUUGAUUGCAUUUAAAGGCCAUGUUCGGGCGAUUGAUCCACAUUGGCACAUGCUUGGCCUGGGCUACCAGAACAAUACCAAGAUUGAGAAUGUGCAAAAGGCUGCUGUCAUCCACUACAACGGUCAGUCAAAACCAUGGCUGCAGAUUGGGUUUGAGCAUCUCCGUCCAUUUUGGUCCAAGUAUGUUAGCUACUCUAACGAGUUCAUUAGUAAUUGCCACAUCUUGGAGUAGCUUGUUCAACAUAACAGAAGAAGAAAUCAACUUGGGUUUUGCACAAGCUCCUUCGGUAGCCGGAAAGUUGGUUGUUCAUAUCUCAAUUUGAAGAGGGAAUCAUAAAAUUGGCCAAAUGGCUGUAGAUUCAAUGUCCAAGAUUCCCAGCUGUUCAGUCUUGAGGAGCUGCAUCAGCAGCAUUCGGUAUGCAAUACAUUCUUUCAGUCUGUAACAUAUCAUUCGGUUGUGUAUUUUUUUGGUCGGAAACAAGGACACAUUCUUUUGGUCUUCUUGACGGGGUCUUACCUACUUCCUAUUGCUUGCUAACUAGUAGAAGAAUGGAAUAAGGGGGAAUACUAUGAUAAAAAGUACGUCUGUGGAGAAGGAAGUUAAGACCCAGCUCUUUCGAGGAUACCACAUUAGCGCCAUUAGAGUUAGAAAUCUAUUUCUUUCUUUUUUGUUUUAGUUCCAUAUUAUUGUUGGGAGCCAUUUGUUUUUGGAUUUCUACCAUGAUAUUUCAUUUUUUUAGGUGGUAGGUCUAAGAGAUUGAUCUAUUACAGGUCCCAUCGCAUUGGGGGAACAAUUGUUAGUUGAUAUAUUCGUAUUUGUAUGUACGAUUCAUGAGAUACGUUUAGAAUGUGCAGAAAAAUUCUUUUUGGUGCCUA